GAUCACUGAGAUUUGUCUCAGUAUUCCCAAUAACCAGCUUGACACUGGGUGUACGCAUUUGCUGUUUCACAUAUUGGACACUUAAGGCAGUACAUUCAUAUGUAGUACUUAGUAUACUCACUGUUGUAGUGCAUGAAUUCUGACAGUAGUUUUGUCCCAAAGCGAAAAGCUAUUGAACUCACUGGGAAUUAUGAUUGCAACUUGUGUCCUUGAUUGUCGUCUGCCAUAAUAUCUACCGGCUUCUUUGUUUACUACACACAAGUGCAUAAUGCACUAUAAAUUGUAUGGAAAAGUAAGGUGUGAUUUCCACUUCCUGUAGGUCUUCUUAAUACAGGUAGAUGAAAUGUGAACAGAAUAAGAACAAAUAUCUUACAUAUUAUGCUUCAUUCUGAGCAAACCAAAGAGGAUGGAUGAGGAUUGUCACAUGGCUUCUUUCUCAUUUGUGUGGUUUGAACAAAAUGACCGAUUCAAAACGAAAACCUUCGGCUGCACACAAACAAAGCCACUACAGGGCACCAGACUGUGCUGAUUGAAAGAGGUGCAAUGCUGUAUGUAGAAGUGUAUGUGUGUGCAGGUAGGAGGAGCAGAAUGGAAGAGCAGUACAGUGGGAGAAAAGUGUGUUACAUGCCCUUAGCCUCAUUAAAUAUUUACCUUUGAAUCCCUAACUGUCAGUUUACCUUUCAAAGGGCCUACCAUAUCUAAUGGUUCAAAAAGCCACGGGCUUGCUCAUGUAGUGUGCACACCUCGCUCCCUCUUUUUUCUCCACUUCACCACGUUGAUCUCAUAUACCAUUGAGUAGACCGCCAGACGGUCUGCGUGCAGGGCUUCUCUUUGGGGUUGCUUCCAGUGUAGGCUCUGGUUUCAGAUCGGACCCACUGUCAGGAAGAAAUUGCUUGCAAAGAGGAACCUUGUAGGCGGUCCCUCUCCCUCUCUGGAACUUACAUGACGAAAAUCCAUUAUAGUGACGGAUCACUCUAAUACGUGUACAAUGAACUUUCUAGUAGCAGCUGCGCUUGCUGUGUGCGCCUAUGUAUCCAGCGUCCAUUGUGCCUCAGAGCCAAUUGCCUGGUGUUAUCAUCUGCCAAGCUGCAAUGACAACACCUGGCCAACCAUUUCUCCUCAAUACUGUAAUGGCACCCGACAGUCGCCCAUUAACAUUGUCUCAUCAAAUUCCAAACCUGAUGCCAGCCUGACCGCCUUCACCUUUAAAAACUUUGACAACACCUCCGUGCUAAAAAGCAUCAAAAACACCGGCGGGACAGUCAAGGUUACCUUUGGAAGCGGUGUUCAAGUUUCAGGAGGGGGUCUGUCCGAAGCCUAUGACAGCCUGCAGUUCCACUUGCACUGGGGAAAUGGCUCCUCAGUCCCUGGAUCUGAGCACACUGUGGAUGGCAAGCGCUACCCCAUGGAGUUGCACAUUGUAAACAGCAAGGCAUCCUAUAAUGGAAACACAACCCAGGCUGUUGCAGACUCCAAAGGACUUGCUGUUCUUGGUUUCUUCAUUGAGGAAAUGUCAGGGACUGCCACUGGCCAACCUGCAAGCUGGAAGACCUUGACCUCGUAUUUGACUAACAUAAAAAACAAAGAUGACUCUGUUUCAAUUGCAUCUGGGAUUUCACUGGACGAUCUCCUGGAUGGGGUGAAUCUCUCAAGGUAUUAUCGUUACCUUGGCUCCUUGACCAGCCCUGCUUGCAAUGAGGCCGUGGUUUGGAAUGUGUUCAAAGAGCCGAUCAAAGUCAGCAAAGACUUGAUUGACCUCUUCAGCACAACAAUACACAUCAACAACAGCUCAUCACCUUUGAUGACAAAUGUCUUCAGAAAAAUCCAGCCAGACCAACCAGUCACAGAGUCUGCAGGCAUUUCCUCCAGAGAGGACUGAUUGUGUCAGUAACAUAAACACCAUUAUCACAAUUAUUUAAUCUACAUUUGGCCUUUCAUCUCUGUGCUGAACUACUUGCCCAUGCAACAGUUCUUUGCUCUCUUGUUUACUCAUUCUUACAUUCUUCAUAUUAAAAUGAUGUGGUGUCACCAA
Messenger RNA from Scophthalmus maximus (turbot), 2032 nucleotides. RefSeq names its product carbonic anhydrase XVb (gene ca15b). The transcript is spliced from 9 exons. Gene Ontology annotation, molecular function: zinc ion binding; carbonate dehydratase activity. Lineage: Eukaryota; Metazoa; Chordata; Actinopteri; Pleuronectiformes; Scophthalmidae. Bases 989 to 1879 code for a protein of 296 amino acids. Gene Ontology annotation, cellular component: plasma membrane. The record is from RefSeq and is a predicted model, not a curated record.